UAAAACAUAAACGGUUUUUUAUCACACUUCAUGAUGAUAAACCAUUUCAAAACAUUCAAUACUCUGUAUUACGAAGUAAGAACUGAAAGAAAUAGUUGAAGAAAGUUAUGUGUGAUGAUCAAUGCUUUUUUGGAUCACAAAAUAAAAUGUGAAUUAAUGGAUAACAAUUUUAAAUAAAAGUAAAGAUAUUAAACAAAUUGAAGCUUCUUUUAUUAUAAAUGAUUAUUAUCAACUAGCAAGUGAGAAUCUUAUUAAGUAUAUUCAACAAUGGCAAUGCCUACAGUCAGUCGAUUUUGUUUUUGUGCAAGUUUAAAAACUGCCACAACUUUUGGUGGAAUUUUUUACUCAUUUUUAGAUAAAGGAAUAUCAUGUUUAAUUCAUCACACUCAUGCAUGGACUACAAAUGAUGAAUCAUCAACUUUUUUGAUAUUCAUCUAUGUUACUAUGUCGAUUAGCUUCAUUACCACACUUUUGCUCAUUUUUGGUUCAACAAUGGAAAGACACAAGUGGAUGCAACCUUUUUUGGCGUUUAAUAUAAUUGAUUUCCAUAUCACAACUUUAACCAUUUGGUAUGGAACUUACAAGCUGUUCAAAGACUCCACAGACAUCGGUUGCAUGGCUUUAAUCUUGGGAAACUUGGCAAUUGCAUUUUCUGCGUAUUACUACAUAGUUGUCUACAGCCGUUAUUUAGAGAUAUACAGAGAGCCAGACGAUGCAUUGAUAGAUAACCCUGAUGACUAGACAAACAUAAUUUUAUUGA
Chelonus insularis is the source of this 760-nucleotide messenger RNA. RefSeq lists its product as uncharacterized. The transcript has 4 exons. Bases 268 to 741 code for a protein of 157 amino acids. The record is from RefSeq and is a predicted model, not a curated record. NCBI's taxonomy places the organism in Eukaryota, Metazoa, Arthropoda, Insecta, Hymenoptera, Braconidae.